This is a messenger RNA of Aspergillus welwitschiae, 786 nucleotides long. RefSeq names its product Smr domain-containing protein. Lineage: Eukaryota; Fungi; Ascomycota; Eurotiomycetes; Eurotiales; Aspergillaceae. The transcript has 4 exons. Bases 1 to 786 code for a protein of 261 amino acids. The record is from RefSeq and is a predicted model, not a curated record.
AUGCAUGAGCAUGAAAUGUCCUACAUGGGCCCUCGGGCCUUCAGUCACGAUCAGAGCCAAGAUGCAGAGGCUGAAUAUGACCGACUCCGCAACCUAGCCCGACAAGAAGCUUCAAAGCGCAACUCAUGUUUCCAACGGUCUCAAGAAGCCUACUCCAGCGGCGAUGGCGCCAAGGCCAAAGAACUCUCCGAACAAGGCAAAGCCCACGGUCGCAAGAUGGAAGAAUACAACAAGCAAGCGUCGGAGUUCAUCUUCCGCGAGAACAACGCCAAUGGGCGUGUCGCAGCAGACACCAUCGAUCUGCACGGACAAUUCGUCGAAGAGGCAGAGGAGAUUAUUGAGGAGAGGAUUAAGUAUGCGAAAGCGCACGGUCAGGAUCAUCUUCAUGUAAUUGUCGGCAAAGGCAACCACUCCGCCAAUCAUAUCCAGAAAAUCAAGCCCCGAGUAGAACAAGUCUGCCAGGAACUCGGUCUCCAGUACGCGACUGAGGAGAACGCAGGGCGCAUUUAUGUGAAUCUGACUGGUGGACCGGCGGAUAUGGAGACUGCGCCAACGCCCAAUCAUCCUCACUAUCAGCAAUAUCCUCAGCAUCAACAGCAUCCGUCGGGUACCUAUGCUCACCCGCAUCAGCAGCAGCAGCAGCAGCAAUAUCCCGGUUCGCAACAGCAGCAGCAACAGCAGCAACAACAGGGUGCGGGCAACCAGGAUGAGAUCGAGCAGGUGGUUAAUGCGGUUCUGCCUAAGAUUCUCAAUAAGCUGGAGAAGGCUUGCUGUGUGGUCAUGUGA